CAUGAAGAUCCUCUGAAGUUUUGAUCCCACCACCCUCACUGGUUUCCCUCGGCAUUUUCCUAUUUUGUUCUUUUCUAGAACUCAUGGUGGAUUGGAUGGGGGAGGUGUCCAAGGGAACCGUUCGCAAUUUUCUUGCAUCUCAACCAACCAGGUGUGACAACACUACCUGUGCCUGCAUCGUAGAUAAAAACCAUGGAAUGGAAUGGACUUCCCUUGGAUUGACUAGGACCUGAUGUAUGAAAGAACUAAACAGGUUGCCAAUGUGUUCCAUUCGGGCCAAGUCGAGAAAGGAACCCAAAUACAGAAACUCAUCGGAGCCAUCCGCACAGGGGUGAUCUUGAAAGAUGUUUCGAUGUCCUCAUUUGGCGGAGAAUUGUCUGCAGUUUUGGGCUCCAAAGGUAGUGGCAAACGAGCUUUUCUUGAUGUCAUCUCGCGACGGGCACAGGGUCCGACUAGGGGACAAAUUAUGUUAAAUGGGGUGCCCAUGUCCAUGCGCCUUUUUCAAGAUAGCUGCGGUUUCGUCGGCAAAUCGCAAGAUCUUCUACAUGGAUUGACUGUUAGACAAACCCUUUCCUUCACGAUCGAGUUGUCCCUCGGGUCAAAGAUAUCGGCGGACUCUAAAUCUUCGCGGGUGAAACAAAUAUUAGCGGAUUUUGCCUUAACGGACCUAAGGAAUCGACUAGUCGAAGAUCUAAACAAAAGCGAAUAUCGUCGUCUCGCCAUAGCCAAAAACCUGGUACGAGAUCCAGUACUUCUUCUCCUGGAUGAGCCAACCAACGAUCUAAACCCCUUGGACGCCUAUUUUGUGAUUUCAAUUCUUGCCAACCACGCCAAACAAAACAAUCGCAUCAUUAUUCUUACCAUCGAGAAGCCCAGAUCCGACAUCUUUCCCUUUUUGGAUCGGGCAACAUACCUCUGUCUUGGGGAUGUAGUGUACACGGGUCCAACCAGGAUGAUGCUGGAAUACUUUCGCUCCAUUGGCUUUCCCUGUCCUGAGUUGGAGAACCCUCUCAUGUAUUACCUGUGUCUGUCCACGGUUGAUAGACGCUCGAGGGAAAGAUUUGUGGAGUCUAAUAAUCAGAUUGCAUCUUUGGUCGAAAAAUUCAAAAUUGAAGGAGUGCAUUACCAGCACCUCUCCAACACUACAACCACUGACAUCAAGACCAAAAUCCCCCUGACUGCAUUUGGAAGACCAUCAACGGUUGUAAAAAUUUGGAUCUUACUAAGGAGAUCAUUGAGUGGAUUUUUCCAUGGAGGAGCCAAAGGAAUCAUUAGGGCGCUGUUCCACCUGCUAUUUCUAAACAUUCUUUUCUUUUUCAUUUGGGCAAUCUAUUUCAGCUCAAUGACAAGACCAGUGCAAUUUCAAACGAUAUUUUCAACGAAACGUGGCCUGAUUCUCAAUAUAUGUGUGGCAACUCACUUAGCCGCCACUAUCACAGCCGUGCUUCAAGUUGCGCCUGCAAGAACAGCGUAUUACUCAGAAUACCGCCAAGGGCUUUACAAUGGGCCUUCUUUUGUUGUUUCUCAAACGCUGCGAAGUUUUCCGUUGUCGGUAUUGGUCACAUUUACCGGAUCUCUUUUACUUUACAAGGGCUUGGGACACGAGGAUUGCUUUUCACCCAAAUGCACCGCUCUGUUGGGUUAUCAUCAUUUCCUCCCAUUUUGGUUAACUAUUUGGGCUUGCUUUAUGUUUUCAGAGCAGCAGGUUUUAGGUCUGCUACUUGCUAUCAAGUCCAGAGUAGCAACUGCAAUCAUUGCAGUGUUCUUAUCGACUACAGCAUUGGUAGUGUGGAGUGGCACCACCAGGUCAUUACUUGGUCUUCCCAACAUUUUAACUUACAUGUCGUAUGGAUCCCAUGCGCGAUACGUUGGUAUAACGCUAAACAGCAUCGAAUUCUUCGAUCAAGAGAAUCUAAACAAUCUUGGUUGGCAAGAUGACGAAGGAAGGAUUUUCCCUUGCAAUGGUAACACUUUUGGAUUUGGAUGCAGGUACAUUAAUGGAACUCAUUAUCUGCAAGAGACAUACGGAUUGUUGACUGUCAAUUUGGACGAGUUGAUGAAUGUUUGGCACAAUGCUCUCAUAUCUGUGUCAUUUUUUGUGGGCAUGUUUGCGCUCAAUCUGGUUCUUUAUGUAUUGCCAAUUCCUCUAUUCAUCAAAUUGAAAUUUCGAGAGGAAAUAACUGAAGCUUGACGAAUAAAAACCAUUGAGAUAUUUUA
Messenger RNA from Tigriopus californicus, 2217 nucleotides. RefSeq names its product ATP-binding cassette sub-family G member 5-like. The coding region runs from base 233 to 2191 and encodes 652 amino acids. Gene Ontology annotation, cellular component: plasma membrane. The transcript is spliced from 11 exons. Lineage: Eukaryota; Metazoa; Arthropoda; Copepoda; Harpacticoida; Harpacticidae. The record is from RefSeq and is a predicted model, not a curated record. Gene Ontology annotation, molecular function: ATP binding; ATP hydrolysis activity.